CCCGCGCUGCCCGCGCCCCCCACGCCCCCCGCGCCCCCCGCGCCCCAGUCUGCCGACGCUUCUCCUCCGAGAUGGUCAUGUCUCCCUGCCAGCCUGGGCGGGGCGGCACGGCCCAGGCCCCCGCGCCCAAGCUGGGCGACCGCGAGGGGCCAUGAUCCGGCUGGGCGGCUGGUGCGCGCGGCGGCCCGGCGGCGCGGCGGUUCCCCCCGGGCGGCGCUGGGCUUGUCCAGGGCCGCCGGUUCGGACGGGGCGGGCGGGCUGCCGCUCCCUGCGGGUGCUGGUGGACAUGGACGGCGUGCUGGCCGACUUCGAGGGCGGUUUCCUCAGGAAGUUCCGCGCGCGCUUCCCCGACCAGCCCUUCAUCGCGCUGGAGGACCGGCGCGGCUUCUGGGUGUCGGAGCAGUACGGCCGCCUGCGGCCCGGGCUGAGCGAGAAGGCCAUCAGCAUUUGGGAGUCAAAGAAUUUCUUUUUUGAACUUGAGCCUCUGCCAGGGGCCGUAGAAGCUGUGAAGCAGAUGGCCAACCUACAAAACACUGAUGUCUUCAUCUGCACAAGCCCCAUCAAGAUGUUUAAGUACUGUCCCUAUGAGAAGUACGCCUGGGUGGAGAAGCACUUUGGCCCGGAAUUUCUGGAGCAGACUGUGCUGACCAGAGACAAGACUGUGAUCUCUGCUGACCUCCUCAUAGAUGACCGGCCAGACAUCACAGGGGCUGAGCCAAACCCCAGCUGGGAGCACGUCCUGUUCACCGCCUGCCACAACCGGCACUUGCAGCUGCAGCCCCCUGGCCGCAGGCUACACUCGUGGGCAGACAACUGGAGGGCCAUCUUGGACAGCAAGCGACCCCGCUGAGCUGGACUGUGCUUCAGGCUUCUCCACCAAGCCCUGUUCCCAAGGCUCCCAGCUCAGGGCCUGCGGAGCCAGUACUCUGGAGCAGGGGACCCUCCCAGACACUGGGGCCAAGAUGAGCUCCUGCUGCAUGUCCCCUCCCUCUCCCAGCCCUGCCAGGCCUUAACCUGAUCUCAGGGCACAGCUGGGCCCUCUUGGGCCCUCGGACACAGACAUGUGCUACAGGCAGUUGCACUGACCUCAGGCAGAGGACUCCUAGCUGCCUAGGCCCCAGGGACUCUUGACGGGGAAGACUUGAGGCUACUGUUUACUCUCCACUCUAUAGGUAGGUUUCCUGAGGCGUCAGGGACACCCUCUUUCCAGGAUCUGCAGCCUGUCAGCAGGUGGUGCCAGGAACAUAGUGACUAAGGUGCUUCUGGCUGGGCACAAGACCCUCACAGUCUCAACCGUGGCACCCACAUUCCAACGUCCACGCAGUCAGACUCCCCAGAUGGCCUGCCAUGAAUUCAGCAGACACUGGUCAGGAGCCAGUAGCUGUCAGGUUCCAUGCCAGGAGAUGACACUGGCCCUGCCCUCACCCAGCUCAGAGGUUCCUUGCAUCUCUGUCCCCAGGGCCCUGCUCAGGCCCAGCAGAGUCAGCAAGGUUGAACAUGUGUUGAGUGCAUGAAAAAUAAAUCCUGUUCACACGUAGCCCGAGGCUGUGGCCUAUCCUAAGACCCUUUGGCAUCUGGGCCCUGGGGAACCCACUGCACAUCUUGUGUCUGGGUGGUCCCACUGCAGUGACAACAAGGGCACAGCUUCACCCUGUGCCUCUCAGAACAGGGCCUUGAUGGUGCAGAGCCAGCAGCUGUGGUGGUCCCCUGGGUACCCACUCCACACUGGCUGGUGAAGGGUGGAGGCCACAGGCCUUCAGCCACCCUCUCAUGUGCUGCGUUCCCCACCUGCCCCAGUGCUCUGGGGUGGAUCCCCAUCCUCUGCUCCCCUACCAAGGCCAAAUUCCUGUGUGACUCCAGGAGCCCCAGGGAUGGCUGGUGUUAGGGCUUCUGCUUUUGCUCCUUUUCACCCACUUGGAAGUGACGGCGUGAAAGAAUCACCUCCUCGCCGCCCUCUGGAGAGAUUUCAGGGGCCACUUCUUUAUGCUUCCUGUUCUGGCUGCUCGUUCCCCUGCCAUGGAAUGGAACAUGGGCACCCAACCCCCAGGGGUGGGCAACCUGUAGCCUCAAUGCUAUUAUUAUAAUAA
Messenger RNA from Otolemur garnettii (small-eared galago), 2087 nucleotides. RefSeq names its product 5',3'-nucleotidase, mitochondrial (gene NT5M). The transcript is spliced from 5 exons. The record is from RefSeq and is a predicted model, not a curated record. Gene Ontology annotation, biological process: pyrimidine deoxyribonucleotide catabolic process. The coding region runs from base 152 to 850 and encodes 232 amino acids. Gene Ontology annotation, molecular function: 5'-nucleotidase activity. Lineage: Eukaryota; Metazoa; Chordata; Mammalia; Primates; Galagidae.